AUAAAAAUGUUUAAAAAUACGUACCAAAGUGGUUUUCUUUCUAUUAUGUAUAGUGUAGGUUCACAUCCUUUGGCAAUUUGGGAUAAAUCGGUAAAGAAUGGCCAUAUACGCAGAAUUACUGACGAAGAUGUACGGUCAUUAGUAAUUGAAAUAAUGGGUACAAAUGUUGUCACAACGUAUAUAACAUGUCCAGCAAAUCCACGACAAACACUUGGAAUAAAAUUGCCAUUUUUAGUUAUGAUUGUUAAAAAUAUGAAAAAAUAUUUUACAUUCGAAAUCCAAAUAUUAGAUGACAAGGAUAUGCAUCGACGAUUUCGAGUGUCAAAUUUUCAAUCAAAAACAAGUGUUCGACCGUUUUGUACAACAAUGCCCAUCGGUUUAAGCCCUGGAUGGAAUCAAAUACAAUUUAAUUUAUCUGAUUUUACUAAACGAGCUUACGGGACCAACUAUUUAGAAACAACACGUGUACAAAUUCAUGCAAAUGUUCGAAUUCGUCGCAUAUAUUUUUCAGAUCGUUUAUACCAUGAAGAUGAAAUGCCACAAGAAUUUAAACUAUACUUACCAUUAAGUGCAAGCAAGAAAAAACAACAAAAAGAUCUCAAUAAAAAAGAGAGUAAAACUGCAAAAAACAAAGUACCAGGUAUUGCAGAAAAAGAACCCAUUGUAACAGGAGCCGUUCCUCCGUCAACUACUGAAACGAAUAUUGCCGCAGCAGAAACUCCACAAAAAGACGAGUUAACAAUGAAUGAAGGUGAGGUACCACUAUCUGAAUUUGGAUUGACUGAAGACGAAGCAGAAAUACUAGACAAUGAAACGGAAGAAGAUUAUAAAAAUGUAGUACCCCCUGCAUCAUUUGCCGGUGAUAUAGAGGAAACAGAUUUUGAAGGCAUAGAAUUUGAUGAAUUAGAAGUGGAAAAUGAAGAAGGAGCAACUGAAUAG
This is a messenger RNA of Chrysoperla carnea, 939 nucleotides long. RefSeq names its product cilia- and flagella-associated protein 20-like. Gene Ontology annotation, cellular component: motile cilium; ciliary basal body. Gene Ontology annotation, biological process: cilium assembly; regulation of cilium beat frequency involved in ciliary motility; positive regulation of cell motility. The transcript is spliced from 3 exons. NCBI's taxonomy places the organism in Eukaryota, Metazoa, Arthropoda, Insecta, Neuroptera, Chrysopidae. The coding region runs from base 7 to 939 and encodes 310 amino acids. The record is from RefSeq and is a predicted model, not a curated record.